AUGGACCCUCUGUCCAACAUUGUCACUACGGGGCUGUCGUCGUCGCCUGCCUCGCCGUCUGCGUCGCACUCGGCCGCCUCGCCGCUGUCAUCAUCGUCCUGCUCGUCUCGGCCGAGCGGUCAAUCGGCGACACCGGUCAGGUCCAUCAGUCCCAUGGCACCUCGCUCCCCUCUUCCCGGCCAAGAGCGAGGUUAUCGCCCGUUGCACAUCCAGCAGCAGAACCCUUUGCCGCCGACCCCACCCCAACCGCACGGUCACAUGCCUGUGCCACUGCCCCCGGAUGACGCCUGGGGGCCGACCUCGCCGGUCCGACCGACCCAUUCGGCAGCAGCGAGUGGCAAUGAUGCUGCAUCCUCCGCACCAGGCUCGGAUCAUCAGUGGUCCUCUUCGUCGACCUCCACUGGCUCGGGAGGAAUGGUCGCCCGGCCACCGCAGACCUGGGCCGAGUCGAGAAGAGCGAGCGCACACCCACACCCGGAUCGAGACGGCGACGAUGACGACCGCAACAACAGGUCGCUCGCCCGAUCCACCUCUUCGCAGGCACCAUCACAACCGCCAUCCGCUCAAACCUUCGUCAGGAUCAAGGUCCUCGGCCUCGACAAGAACAGGAGGGAUAUCUACGUCAAGUUCAACGCCGAGGUGAGCGAGCGACCUUGGGUCCUUGAGUUGAGGUGGGGGUGUACUCUUUAGCCCGGCUAAACAGAUCAGUGCCGCAAUGCCACCUUCUCAGUCCAAUUUGCCGAGCUAUCGUAGUUCAAACUGUGAGUACUUUGGGCACUCCACCCUCCGUUCCACCCUCCGUUCCAACAACACGCACUGAACCCUCAUCCUCUCCACCCUCAGACCGAUCCGUUUCGCGGUCCUACUCGGAACUGAUCAAAUUCUCGGAAGCGCUCGCCGUCACCUGCCCGCAAUCGAUCCUUCCCGCUCUUCCCUUGGCCCAGACGAGUGCUCUGACCAACGACGAAGAUGACCGCUUGGUCAAGCAGAGCUUCCAAAAGUGGUUCACCAGGCUGUCCAACGACCCGGGCGUCAUCAGGGACGACGAGAUGCGCAGCUUCAUCGAGAGUGACUAUGGCGUGAGUCGCCGAAAGUCGUGUCCAGCCGGCCCUUCCCUGUCUCUGACGAUCUCUGGAUUGAACACGUUUACCAGUACACCCCCAAAUCAACCUCGAAACGACGAUCAGUGACCUCGGCCGGUGGAUUCCUCACUUCGCGAAGUUCCAAACUGCCCGGAGAGAACGACGAUGACCUCACCAUCGCCAAAGCCGGUCUCGCCAAGAUCGAGCACCAUCUGCAAGAGACGUCGAAAUCGAUCGAUGGACUGUCGCGAGCGCGUCGACAACUCGCGAUCGCGACGAACGACGUUGGCGAUCAACUGACGACGUUCUCGACCGUCGAAACGUACGGACCCCUCGCGGGCGGUUUCAAGAGAUUGGCCAGGACACACAAGAGUCUCUCGGAUGUGUUGAUUGGGGAGAGUGGGGCGGAGAUGGUCUCGUUGGGGGACUCGUUCGCUUACCAGGCCAUGAAUGCUCGGUCGGCCAAGGUGCGUCGUGCUCGCUCCUAAAAGUAGGAUCUUUCUCGGGUGAUUUGGCUGAACCUGCGAGUGAGAAUACACAGGAUACUCUUUCUUCGCGCGAUUCAAUCGUCGACGAGCAUCGCCAAGCGGUCAAAACGACCAUCACCAAACGGCGCAACAUCGAGAAACUGAAAUCUUUCUCAUCGAUCCGAUCCGAACGCGUCGACGAGGCGCUCGAUGACCUCGACGAUUCGGUCAAACACGAACAACUAUUGUCGCAACGUCUGUCGGCGAUCUCGUCGCACCUCGCUCCCUCCUUGACUCUGCACGCGAAGAAUACGCACGAGGAUCUGUUGAUGGCUUUGAUGGGCCACGCGAGGAUCAUGACCAUGUACGAGAAGCAGAUCCUGAAGGAGUUGGAGAUGGUCAGGCCCGAGUUGAAGGCCAUCAAGGAAGGGAGGAGUGGCGUGAUUUAUCAAAGUCAAGUCGGACCUAGAGGGAUGGGCUCCCCUCGGACGGCCUCGUCGGCUUUCGAAGGCAGUCCGACGAUGCAGAGGAACUUCUCGAACAAUUCCAACGUCAGCGCCACGACCCAGGCAAUGAACGGCACGACGGCAUCUCAGCCCAUUCUGACGAGACCGGUAUCGCAGCAGCAACAACCGCAACAACAAGAUGCACAGGCUAGAGAUCGUUUAUCCUCUCAUGCACCGACGACCGCAGCGCCCGUGCAGAAACGGUCGGUCAGGAGCAUGGCGAGUUCGGUCGUGGUUGAGAACGACAAGAGGCAACGCGUCGACGCGAGGAUGGCCGCUUCCAUGUUAGCGAAUGGAUUUUGA
Molecule: messenger RNA, 2358 nt
Organism: Microbotryum saponariae
Lineage: Eukaryota; Fungi; Basidiomycota; Microbotryomycetes; Microbotryales; Microbotryaceae
Source: the annotation of a GenBank genome assembly